AUGCAGUUCUUCUUCCCCAGGAAACAUCGUCACUAUAAAGUGACCCUCUACUUGAUGGUCGUCGAGUUCCCGAUCACGGUCGUCUUCUUGACUCUAACGGGUAUCGCAUCGCACAAUCUGUAUCAGACAUUUCUAUGGCAGGAUGGUGCAGACAAUGGUUUCAACAGCGCCCCCGAUGAGGCUCUUUACGCCGCUGCUAAUUACCGGCCAUACAAAGCGCCUAUGGUGUGGUCAUCAUUCCUGACCAACUACAACCUGGUCAUUGGAGUACUGAGCACCUUCUUAUUGAUCGUGAAAUUCCCUAUCCACUGCAUGCACCUGUUUUUCCCUCCUAUCGCUGCAACAAUUCAUGGAGCCAUCAUGAUCAUCUACAUUGUGUCGGCAAGCUUUCAAGCAGGAAGUGACAUGUCAGAUCCCAGCCACCCCCAACCCGGACCGCCCUGGUAUAUUACCAAGAGCUGCAGCGUCGCAGCCCACAAGUCGAAUAUCGGGUAUUGCGAGCAGGCGAAAUCACUCUUCGCCGUUUGCGUUAUCAUUAUCGUCGUCUACUUUGUGGAAUUCUGUAUCAGCGUCCAUUCGUGCUUCAUCACCCCGGAGGAACGCGAAGAGAUUCUGGAGCAGAGAGAAGAGAAGAAGAUCGAAAAGGAAUUCGAAGAAGAGAUCCUCAAGUCUCCUAGCAUGAUCCCCUUGACCCCAGGCCCACCUCCACCUGGACACAUGAACCCAGGCUUCAUGCCGCAUCAUGGUAUGGUACCUCGUACCCCAGGCUUCCCACCCACGGCCGCAACGGGCUACGUCAAGAACGGAGCCCCCGUCUCGCCAUUCACCCGGCGCACUUUGGGCUUCAACCGACUCGGUGACAACAAUGGAAGUACAUCAUCGGAUCUUCCACUGCGGAAUAACUCCAACGUGUCCACGCCCCAAAUGCCAGCGCGUAUAACGACUACGGAGCUCGGGGCACCAGCGUCAUCGAUGUACUUCCCUCCGCCCCCGAAGAAGGCAAGCAAGAACUGA
This is a messenger RNA of Penicillium cinerascens, 1014 nucleotides long. RefSeq lists its product as uncharacterized. Bases 1 to 1014 code for a protein of 337 amino acids. The record is from RefSeq and is a predicted model, not a curated record. The transcript is spliced from 3 exons. NCBI's taxonomy places the organism in Eukaryota, Fungi, Ascomycota, Eurotiomycetes, Eurotiales, Aspergillaceae.